Rosa rugosa (rugosa rose) is the source of this 1510-nucleotide messenger RNA. RefSeq names its product probable mannitol dehydrogenase. Lineage: Eukaryota; Viridiplantae; Streptophyta; Magnoliopsida; Rosales; Rosaceae. The record is from RefSeq and is a predicted model, not a curated record. Gene Ontology annotation, biological process: lignin biosynthetic process. Bases 150 to 1235 code for a protein of 361 amino acids. Gene Ontology annotation, molecular function: cinnamyl-alcohol dehydrogenase activity; zinc ion binding. The transcript has 5 exons.
CGAAAGAUUUGCACUCCACUUCGAAAUCUCUCUUGAUCUACCUAUCAAACAUCAUCUCUGUACCGUAUUGAAGCCAUAUUAUACCGAAAACUACAUAUUAGUCUGCAUUGUUAUAACUUAUACAAUCGAAACUCGAGGAAAAGAAGCAAAUGGCACUGUCUCCAGAGCAAGAACACCCCAGGAAAGCAUUUGGAUGGGCUGCAAGAGAUACAUCUGGUGUUCUCUCUCCCUUCAAAUUCUCAAGAAGGGAAACAGGAGCGACGGACGUAAGAUUCAAAGUGUUAUACUGUGGAGUAUGCCAUUCGGACAUUCACAUGGCCAAAAAUGAUUGGGGGAUUUCUACCUAUCCUAUAGUACCUGGGCAUGAACUUGUUGGUGUAGUGACAGAGGUAGGGUGCAAAGUAAAUAAAUUCAAAGUUGGAGACAAGGUCGGAGUUGGUUGCAUGGUGGACUCUGACCGAACUUGUGAUAAUUGUGUCCACCACCUAGAAAAUUACUGUCCCCAACUGAUACAAACCUACAGUUCCAAGUACUAUGAUGGAACCAUGACAUACGGAGGUUACUCGAACAACAUGGUGACUGAUGAGCACUUCAUUGUUCGUAUCCCGGACAACUUACCACUUGAUGGCGUUGCUCCGCUUCUAUGUGCCGGGAUUACAACCUACAGCCCGUUGAGAUAUUAUGGACUUGACAAACCUGGUAUGCAUCUUGGUGUGAAUGGCCUAGGUGGUUUAGGUCACGUGGCCGUGAAAUUUGCCAAGGCUUUGGGGCUCAGGGUUACAGUGAUUAGUACCUCCCCUAAUAAGAAGAAGGCAGCUAUGGAACAUCUCCGUGCUGAUGCAUUUUUGCUCAGCACUGACCAAGAUCAAAUGGAGGCUGCCAUGGGAACAAUGAAUGGCAUCAUCGACACAGUUCCUGCAGUUCGACCUCUAGAGCCUUUGAUUAAAUUGUUGAAGACUAAUGGAAAGGUUGUUACCAUUGGUAUAACGGUGCAGCCACUCGAUCUUCCAGUUUUUCCUUUGGACCUCGGAAGGAAGAUGGUAGCUGGCAGUGCCUUUGGAGGUAUGAAGGAGACACAAGAGAUGAUUGAUUUUGCUGCUGAACAUAACAUAAUAGCUGACACUGAGGUUAUUCCGAUUGAUUACCUGAACACCGCUAUGGAACGCGUUGUCAAAAAAGAUGUCAGGUUUCGAUUUGUCAUAGACAUUGAGAACACAUUGAAGUCCGACUGUUAAGUUUCUUAUCCAGAUCAAUCAAUGAUACAUCAAUAAUUAACUUUCAGUAUGAUGGAGCUCUCCAUAUAUCUUCACAUUUCUCACAUAUAAUGUGAUAAGAUGGGAGUAAAUAAAUGGAAUUAUUGUAUAAUUAAUACAGAUUUCAGUUGUAUUGUUUUAAAUAGGUUUAUGUUCUUAAUAAUUAUAGUAGUGUAAUAAUUCUACUCCUGUAUUAAUACUAAAAAAUCACACACUCCAUGGGUGUAGGAAUGAGUGUGUGAAUGGUGAGAAGUGGC